Messenger RNA from Zootermopsis nevadensis, 1427 nucleotides. RefSeq lists its product as uncharacterized. Gene Ontology annotation, molecular function: DNA-binding transcription factor activity, RNA polymerase II-specific; RNA polymerase II cis-regulatory region sequence-specific DNA binding. Gene Ontology annotation, biological process: regulation of transcription by RNA polymerase II. Gene Ontology annotation, cellular component: nucleus. The record is from RefSeq and is a predicted model, not a curated record. Lineage: Eukaryota; Metazoa; Arthropoda; Insecta; Blattodea; Termopsidae.
CAACCUUCUUUUCUUUAGCAAAUCAUCAGAAUCAAUUCAUUACACCUUCUCUCAUUCCACUUAAUUAUCUUAUGAUUCCACUUGGCAGGCUAGACAUCGAAUUCGUUAAAUUAGUUUGGUCAUUAUUAUUUCCAUUUCGACCACAAGUGACUUACGUACGACAGUUUGGUUAUGUCCGUGGCCUUUUAUUACCUGUGCUUAAGGAUUAAGGCUCAGAAUCUUUUCUCUCCAUUCUGAUUAAUUUUUGUGUGUUCUAUAAUCUGUGCUGUGUACAUAACGGAAGGUUCUGGUAGUGUGUGCCAUUUUUGAGUAUGAAACUUGACUUUUCAUGGAACGGGAAGCACGAAGAUGAAAUGCUACGAAAAUAAUCAGACCUAAACGAGAGGAAGUAACAGGAUGACGGAGAAUAUUUUUUUCGCACAGUGAAGAACUUUUUGUUGCUGCCUCCAUCAUCUGCCCUGAUGAAGAAGUGCAUUGAUUAUUUGAAAGUUGUACCUGAUUUGUGUAGUGAGACAUGUCUCACACCUUCUCAUGAUGGAAAUCAGGUCAUCAGUAUAAAAGCUGAAGAUUUCACAGAUACAGAAAAUGAGGAGGAUGAUCCUCUGCUAAUACAAUUUCCAGUAAUAAAGCCUGAAUUUGAGCAGAACAUAGAUUUAAUCAAAGUAGAAAAUGAUGUGGAUAUUCUGAGCGAAGAAGAUUCUGUUGGCCUGGGAACUGAUGAGGUGUAUGUACCAUCAGUAUUUUCCAUAAAGAAGCCUGAACUUGAGAACUGCGUUGAAGUACCUAGUUCGUGCAGUGAGACACGUCUCCCAUCUUCUCAUGAUGGUAAUGAGGUCAUUGAUAUAAAAGUUGAAGGUACCACAUAUGUACAAGAACAGGAGGAUAGCUUGCUAAAGAAUUUUCCAGCAGUACAGACUGAUCACGAGAGUCUUCUGAAUGAAGGUAAUCUGAUACAUGGUGAGGAGCGUGCAUAUUCCUGCAAUGUGUGUAAUAAAUCGUUCAGUUGGAGGAGUCAUUUGAUGAUUCACCAGCGCAUACAUAGUGGUGAGCGGCCAUAUACCUGUGAUGUGUGUAAUAAGUCUUUUGGUCGGAGAAAUCAUCUGAAGAUACAUCAAAGCACACACAGUGGGGAGCAGCCACAUUCUUGUGAUGUGUGUAAUAAAGCUUUCAGUCGUAGGAGUCUCCUGAAGAGGCAUCUACAUGUACAUAGUGGGGAGCGGCCCUAUUCCUGUCAUUUAUGUAAUAAAUCAUUCAGUCAGAGGAGUCAUCUCAAGGUACAUCAACGCAUACAUAGUGGGGAGCGGCCAUAUUCUUGCAAUAAAUGUGAUAAGUCCUUCAGUAGGAGGAGUAUUCUGAAGGGACAUAUGCUUAUAUUUAUUAAAAACAUCACACAGGAAACUGUCCACACUCCACCGUGUAUGUGCUGA